UGUAUAGAUGUAUUCCAUAGAUGUAUGGAUUUUGUGGUGUAUUGAUGGAGCAUUCAUGGAUAGGGCUGUUCUUGCUGUUAGGUAUUAACAAUUAUAUGCUUGCUGUCGAUGUAUAUAGAUGGAUCAAGAAAAAGUAAAUCAAUCAAAAGCAAAUUGGGAUGCAAUUGCUGCCAAAGCAUUCUGUGAGAUAUGCGCUGAACAAAUGCUUGAAGGAAAUAGACCAACGGCUUUUUUGAGUACCACAGGGUACAAGAACUUAGAGCGAGAUUUUUUCCAACGAACUAGAAGAAACUACACUAGAAGACAAUUCAAAAAUAGAUGGGAUGCCAUGAAAGCUUUGUACUCAACAUGGAAGUACUAUAGAGGUAGAUGCACUGGGCUGGGUUGGGACCAAGCUACAAGAACUGUUACCGCCGACGAGGACCGGUGGCAAGAGACUAUAAAGGGCAAUAAACUUGCUGAAGGUUUUCGUAAAGGACCUCUAGAUUUCAUAGAUGAACUUGAAAUUAUGUUUGCGAGAGCUCAUGUUGAUGGGAAGAGUUCUUAUAUGCCCGGGGCAGGCAAUGAGCAAGUUAUUAUUGAAGAUGAUAAUGAAGGUGAGGAGGUACUAGUUACUCCUACAAGUCAGAAGAGUGGGUGUUUGAAUGGAAAGCGUGUGGGUAGUAGUGGUGGUGGAAGCCCAAAUAAGAAAAAGACCCCCAUGCAGAGAGAAUUCAAGCGUAUGGUUGAUCAUUAUACUUCUGACCGAUCGUCGGUGUCAUCUACUAGUAAUGCCACUUUAACUGCUGAGAUUGAAAGUACAAUGCAGAAGGUGGUGGAAUGUGGGGCAUCCGAAGAAAGUCCUGAGUACUACAUGGCAACCAAGUUGUUUGGCAAAGUUGAGAAUCGUGUCUUCUUUAAUACUAUGAAGACAAAAGAGGGAAGAUUGUGUUGGCUAACAAGGAUGUAUGAAGUGUUGGGAAUAUGCCCUAGAGUUAUGUUGUGUUCUGAAAUUAUUGUGCUGUGCUGGAAUUGUUCUGAAACUGUGCUGAAACUGUUCUGA
Brachypodium distachyon (stiff brome) is the source of this 1042-nucleotide messenger RNA. Its product is annotated as L10-interacting MYB domain-containing protein-like. NCBI's taxonomy places the organism in Eukaryota, Viridiplantae, Streptophyta, Magnoliopsida, Poales, Poaceae. The transcript has 3 exons. The record is from RefSeq and is a predicted model, not a curated record. Bases 119 to 1042 code for a protein of 307 amino acids.